CCGGAUUGCCGGCUUCGGGGGACGCGUCGCCCCGCGUCUCCAACCUGGACGACCCCCCGCGGCCUGGCCCCGUCCAUGCCAAGGGCCCCCAGCUCGGCACUGACAUGGCUGAGAGCGCCUCGCCGCCCUCCUCUUCUGCAGCAGCCCCGGCUGCUGAGCCGGGGGUCACGGAGCAGCCCGGCGCCCAGAGCCCCCCGCCCUCCCCGCCAGGCCUGGAGGAGCCCCUGGAUGGAGCCGAUCCUGAUGUCCCACACCCGGACCUGGCGCCCGUUGCCUUCUUCUGCCUGCGGCAGACCACCAGCCCCCGGAACUGGUGCAUCAAGAUGGUGUGCAACCCGUGGUUCGAGUGUGUCAGCAUGCUGGUGAUCCUGCUGAACUGCGUGACGCUGGUGCAUGUACCAGCCCUGCGAUGACAUGGACUGCCUGUCCGACCGCUGCAAGAUCCUGCAGGUG
Molecule: messenger RNA, 453 nt
Organism: Microcebus murinus (gray mouse lemur)
Lineage: Eukaryota; Metazoa; Chordata; Mammalia; Primates; Cheirogaleidae
Source: RefSeq, a predicted model, not a curated record